CGCUAUACGCUAUACGCUAUACGCUAUACGCUAUACGCUAUACGCUAUACGCUAUACGCUAUACGCUAUACGUAAUUUGAAUUGAGAGAGGUUAGGUAGGAUAACUACCGGAAUUGCCAAUUUAAAGUUGUGUACGGUUGGUUUAAUAGCGACUUGAUUUGUUAGAAAAAAAAUAGUCAAUAGCUCAUUAUGUCAUCAUUUAAGAUAGGAGGUACAUAGUACAUAGUAAUCCCCAUCCAUUUAUAAGAUCGAACUACUAUUCAGGUAGUCAGGUCAAGUUAUCAAAGCAACAUGAAUAUACAUAAUAAAUAAUAAAUAGUUUAUACGUACCUUAUUUAUAUAUUACUUAAUGUUAAUGCUGAAUAGUCAGAACUACGUGAGUAGAAAACAUUAUGAUCAAUCCCUAGUCUAGAUACUUGCUGGGUUAUUUCUGUUCUUGGACUGCUAGAUAAUGAAAGCAUUGUCCCUGACCCUUUGUAUGUCCCCCCUCUCCGUCGCCCUUUCAAGGAAACCCAAGUAGCCCUUUGUUAGUUUUCAGAUACAAAGGUGCAGAACAUCCCUUCGUUAAUAUAACCACCACGUGAAGGCCCAGGUCAUGUCACAUUUUCCUCUGUCCGGAAAUCAAUCAUGUCAGAUUUGAGCGAGAACCAGAUGUCAUGGUUUAGCGAAGGGGGAGCAGAAGCAGUGUCACAACGGAUAAAGGCUUUCUUCGAUCGUGAUAAUACAUUCCGGUGGGACGGUAUCGUUGGUUCUGGAGCUAACGGCUCUGUUUAUAAGGUAAUAUAUAACGAGCAUGGUCGUUUGACCACGAUGGCAGUUAAAAUCUGUCAUAUAGAUGUUGACCUCGGAGGGAAUAAGUCAUACGACGAGGAGGACGAAGACGAGGGAGAAGAAGUACAGCAACUUCUCAACGAGAAGCUAUGGCUAGAGAGGCUACGCAAUUGCCAUCAUAUUAUUCAAUCCUUAGACGUAGAUGACGAUCCACUUGCAAAUACGCCAGCCGGUAUCUCUCCACACAGAAUGCAGAGUUGGAUAUUCACAGAAUAUAUCGAGAAUGGCCUAUUGACGCGCUUAGUUGAAAGACACCUCGAGCAAUAUGAGGGCGAACUGUUUCCCUGUCGCCUAUUAUGGAGAUUCUUCAUGUGUCUUAUCAGAUUUUGCCUGGAGAUGGCGUAUUGGGACGCUCAGCGAGAAGGUCGGGUGGAUUUGGAAACAGAUACGCUAGAGAGUCUUCGGGGAUCGUAUCCUGGUUUCUUGGCUCAUAAAGACCUAUCGAGGAAUAACAUUGCUGUUGGGGGCCUCAUGCCUGAACUUCAACACCCCGAGCAUGAUACAAGCCCAAUCCUAAAGCUACUGGAUUUUGGAACAGCGGAUACGAUGGAUCCUAGGAAUCCCCGUUCGCUUGACAGCUUUGGGCGUAAUGGACCUCAGAGAAACAUAACUGAUAUUGGUGAGGUUGUGCAAUACCUUGUGCUACAACAAGAAGGACAGAUCGGCCAAAGAACCAGAGUAACCGUUCGCGGUCAAAGUUUUGAGACCUUUGCCGGUAGCUUGCACGCGGCUCGUACUUCAUUGAUAGCUCAGGGUAUUGAUGCUGAGUUGAUAAAUCUAAUAUAUUAUUGCCGAGCCGUGGAUCAAAGAAGACAGCUCAAUCUGAUCGACCUAGCAAUAGCAGUCAGGAACCAAGUCCGGAAUAGAGGUCACAAUUCUAUCGAACGAGAAACAAAUAGGGCAAUAAGUUUAAGAAUCGCCAAUAUAACAAGGAAUGCGAAUACAAUACAGAUAUGAAAUUAAGAACCUACCCCAUCAUACAAUUUUAUAAGGUGUAUCCUUAAAGAAUAAAUGUUUUAUUAGAUAUAUUUUAAAGGUUAUGGGUUUCAGAGAUUUUCUUUAUUAAAGUUACUUUACUUCAAAAGCUACCUUAUUUCGAAUGCUAUUCUCUUCAAACAGCCACAUAACUUACAUCACGCUAAGCGUGUUCUGUCUCCAUCCCUAGUUGUUGGAGUAGAUGGUUGGUCUGGUCGACUUGGCAGUAGAGGCAAUCCGCUGUGGCGGCUGGGUUCUUAAGACUUCCGCCAGCGUGUUGUAGGAAUGGCGCCAUAUCCGAAGGGGGGUUGAUAUGAAGCAGCUUUACGUCGAAACACUCGAUACGCGUGUUCGCGAGACCGGCCAGCACUAUUCGAUCGACGAAGUAUAUCAGCAGUGAAGCUUGAUAGACAAAGAUCGAAAGGUGAGGAAGGUUAUUAGGAGAUAUAAAAACUCUGGAUGUAAAUACCAAAAAGAAUUAGAAACAUAAUAUAACGAUUUGUACCGCAGGUUUUGCU
Messenger RNA from Daldinia caldariorum, 2324 nucleotides. RefSeq lists its product as uncharacterized. Gene Ontology annotation, molecular function: ATP binding; protein kinase activity. Gene Ontology annotation, biological process: protein phosphorylation. The record is from RefSeq and is a predicted model, not a curated record. The transcript is spliced from 5 exons. The coding region runs from base 628 to 1788 and encodes 386 amino acids. Lineage: Eukaryota; Fungi; Ascomycota; Sordariomycetes; Xylariales; Hypoxylaceae.